This is a messenger RNA of Theobroma umbraticum, 1887 nucleotides long. The record is from RefSeq and is a predicted model, not a curated record. Lineage: Eukaryota; Viridiplantae; Streptophyta; Magnoliopsida; Malvales; Malvaceae.
AAGAAUAGAAAUGUACACUCUUUUUUUGACUGUCACCAAAAUGAGUUUCGGCAUCUCCAAAGCCGCUCUCUGGAGAAAACCCUAAAGAUUCUUCCCCUUCUUAAUAAAAACCAAACAAAGACUAAUCUUUCUAUCGCUUUGGGUUUGAAGAUCUGAUUUAAUAUUUUCUCAUCUCAAUAUCUGCCCCAUAAAUCUCUCAGCAUUUCCCCAGAUUUAGAAUCUGCUAAAGUUUUGUCCUUUCAAUCCGAGUAAGUAUAUUUUGAGAAAAUAGCUGAGAUAUUCAGAUAAUCUUCUGGGUAUAUUAAAGUAGCUGAAAUUGAUUGAUUGCCUGAAAUGAGUGAUAACAAUUCACCACCUGGGUCACCCAAAGGAAACCCAGAUCAGAAUUCUGAGGCUAGCCAAUUGCCCAAAGAUGAUAGUUCGCUUGAAACCAUAGUUCGAAGGUUUCAGGAUUCCAUGUCCUUAGCAAAGAAACACAAGUUUUGGGAAACUCAGCCUGUUGGUCAAUUUAAGGAUGUUGGGGACACAAGUUUCCCUGAGGGCCCAAUCGAGCCUGCGACCCCAUUGUCUGAAGUCAAACAGGAACCUUAUAACCUUCCGAGUCCUUAUGAAUGGACCACUUGUGAUAUGGAUUCAGAAGAGACUUGUACUGAGGUUUACAAUCUUUUGAAGAACAAUUAUGUCGAGGAUGAUGAGAAUAUGUUUAGGUUCAAUUAUUCCAAGGAGUUUCUUAGGUGGGCUUUGCGGCCCCCUGGUUAUUAUAAGAGCUGGCACCUUGGGGUCCGUGCUAAGGCUUCAAAGAAGCUUGUUGCUUUCAUUACUGGUGUCCCUGCAAGAAUAAGGGUGCGUGAUGAAGUUGUGAAGAUGGCAGAGAUCAAUUUCUUGUGUGUUCAUAAGAAGCUGAGAUCAAAGAGACUUGCACCUGUGAUGAUUAAGGAGGUUACCAGGAGAGUUCAUUUGGAGAAUAUUUGGCAGGCAGCUUAUACAGCUGGAGUUGUUCUUCCGACACCAAUUACUACUUGCCAGUACUGGCAUAGGUCAUUGAACCCCAAGAAGCUUAUUGAUGUUGGCUUUUCUAGGCUUGGGGCUAGGAUGACAAUGAGCCGAACCAUUAAACUCUACAAGUUACCUGAUUCUCCUGCUACCCCUGGAUUCAGAAAGAUGGAGCUUCGUGAUGUCCCUGCCGUCACUAGGUUGCUCAGAAACUACUUGAGCCAGUUCGCUGUUGCUCCAGAUUUUGAUGAGAAUGAUGUGGAGCACUGGCUUCUUCCUACUGAGGAUGUCAUAGAUAGUUACUUGGUUGAGAGCCCAGAGACGCAUGACAUAACUGACUUCUGCAGCUUCUACACUCUUCCUUCGUCUAUUCUUGGCAACCAGAACUAUUCAAUUUUGAAAGCUGCCUACUCUUACUAUAACGUCUCCACUAAGACUCCAUUGCUUCAGUUGAUGAAUGAUGCUCUUAUUGUUGCUAAGCAGAAGGAUUUUGAUGUUUUCAAUGCACUGGAUGUCAUGCAUAACGAGUCUUUCCUCAAAGAAUUGAAAUUUGGGCCAGGUGAUGGGCAACUUCACUACUACCUCUAUAAUUAUCGGAUACGAAGUGCCUUGAGACCAUCUGAGCUUGGUCUUGUACUCUUAUAGGUUGGUUCUGCAGUUUUGAUUCCAAUUUAGGUUUGGAUUGCAUCAUAUUUAUUGUUCCACUGCAUCCGCCGCUAGGGAUGGGGUUGGCAGUGCAUGCAAGAGCAGCCUUUAUUGUGUUACUGAGCCUUAAUUGCUUAGGAAAUACAAUAUUGCUGACAUCGCAGAUUGUUCUAUGGACACAAAUAAUGUUGAGAUUUUGCAUGUGGUUUAUUCUCAGUCUUUAUAAUGCUCUUGCAGUUUUUCGUUGCC